AUUCGAACUGCACCCUUAAAAUAAUGAAACAUGAAUAGUUGGCAGCACUAACAAUAUUUUUCAAGAACUUUGUCGGGUGUGUCGGGUGAAAUUUGCUUGCACUACAAAUAAAAAUAUAUUUUAAUUUUUUGCAUUAACAAAUCAAAUAUGUGUAAUACCAAUUUCUCUUACUUUAUCUAAUUUAAAAAAUAAAUAAAAAUAAUGUCUUUCAAUUACACGAACCUUGGGAACAUAUUGCCUUUGUAUAAUGCAUUAGCUAGUAACGCAAAUUCCAUUGCCGGUCAUUCAAAUUUUGCUAAUCCUCUAAAUGCUGCCAUCACUACAACGGCUGUGGGUCCAAUAGCAAAUGCAACUUCUACAACAACAUUAAAUAUUAAACAUAAACCUCCUGAUAACUCACAAAAAGUAAAUACCUCGACAGUAUCAAAAAUGAAACCUAAUCAAGGUGCUGCUCCAAUGGAUUUGGAAAAUGACUCUGAAGUAGAAAUAGUAUCGAAUAAUAUAGUAAAACCAACUAAUGUAAAAGUGUCAAAACAUGGAGAUGAAGUGAACAAAAUUCCUAUGAAUAUGCAUGAUCCCAAUUUGUACUUAAAUAGUCUAAUGUCUACUGGUUUAAACGCUUCUGGUUAUAUGUUUUUCCCCACUGCUGCUGGUAUAGGGCCUAACACAACAGCUGCUGCCACAAACUCAAUGCUUAUGGAUACGACCACUAUGAUGGCAGCAGCUAUGCAACAAAUGCAACAAGCUUAUCCAGCAGGAUAUGGAAUAACGGAAAAUAACUUAGAAGCGGCGCAAUUAGGAAAUAGUUCAGACACGUACAAUGUCACAUCAACCACUUCAAUGAAAGAAGUAAUUAAAACUAAAAGUUGUAUACUAUUUCCACCAAAUCCAAAUGCUCCACCACCAACAAUUCGUGAACGACCACUGGGUUGUCGCACUGUUUUUGUAGGUGGUCUACCGGAAAAUAUAACAGAAGAGAUUAUACGUGAAAUAUUUGAAUCUUGUGGUGAGAUUACUACACUUCGUAUGUCGAAAAAGAAUUUUUGCCACAUACGCUAUCGUCAUGAAUCAGCAAUUGAUCGUGCCAUCUAUUUGUCUGGUUACCGUGUGCGCAUAUCUAAUGUAAGCGAGCCAGCAAACUUUGGCCGCUUGCAUGUUGAUUAUGCUCAAGCACGUGAUGAUCAAUAUGAUUAUGAAUGCAAGCAACGUCAAGUGCAACGUGAACAAAGACACCGUGAACUUAUGUCGCAUGAUCGUUUGCGUUCGCAAUCACCUCCACCAAUACCACAUUAUUCAGAUCAUGAGUCUACAUUAGUUGCGGAAAAUCUGCGUAAUAAUGAAACGUUUUUAAAGGCUGUGCAGACAAUAACUGUAUGGUUGGAACGUGGUGAUUGCAGUAAAAGAAAUGCUAAUGUUUUUUACUCUAUGAUACAAAGUACACAUGCGCACGUACGUCGUCUGCACGCAGAUAAACAACAAUUAGAAGAUGAUUUACGUAAGGCUCGAGAAUGCUACAGAAAGCAAAUGCUUACCAUGUCAACGCAAUUCACUCAGAUUGAAAAAGUGUUCAAUGCUGCUAGUCACAAGAAGGUUUGGGACCAUUUCACCAAAGCCCAAAGAAAAAACAUCGACCAGUGGAAGAAGUUUGCGACGGAGCUGCGGUCGAUUCAAAUCGAAGACGAUGAAAUGGAAAUGUCCGACGAUGAGCGGGAUAAUCAAUCGGGACACACCAAGAGAACGCGCUAUGACAGUGAGGGUCUUAAGGACGAAAAUGAUUCUUUACGUUGUCAAUUGGAAGCAAUACGCAAUGAAAUGUCCUUAGAGAGAACAGAUAUAAAGUACGAUAGUGACUUCCGUGAAAAGCAGAUUAAAGUGCUGCAGGAAACUAUUAGAAAUAUGCAAACGCAGUUAUUGCAAACGAAAUUGCGUGAACAGAAGGACUUGAAGACAAUUGAACACUUGGAACGGAAGCUAAAACAAGCGGCUGUUAAGCAAUUAUUGUUAAAAACUAAAAUACGUGAAACUGAAGUAAAAUCUAAAGACAAAGAUAAGGAAAAAGACAUGGGAACUCCUUCAAUCUCGGAUACUAGUGAGAUUUUAUGUGACGAACAUGAGCUGCCAGACUGUGAUGAAGUUGAUGAUUUUGUAGAAAUUGAAACAAGUUUAAUUGAAAAACCAAAAGAACCCAAUUAUGAAGCAAACAUAAUCGAUAUAGAUUUAUGUAAAAGCGAUGAAGAUAUACGUAUUGUGGAGGACCAAGGUGAUGUAGUAGAAAUCCAUGAAAUAGAUGACGAUGAUAAACAAAAUCAAAUUAGUGAAAGUAGAAAUUCUAUAACCAAAAAGGAUUUAAACGUAAAACAAAAUUCAAAUUCUGAAGAUAAAAUAACUUCAGAGACAUGUAAAAAGGUGGAUACAACAAAUGAAGUAGCCAAACUGAAUGUCUGUACAGCACUUGAACUUACUGAAGCAAAAAUAAUAGCUCUAACUACCGCUUAUUUGGUGGUACAACCCUUCGGUAUGAAGAGUGACGCAAUUUGCGCAUACGUUGUUAAAAUGAUGAAAUCCACUCCAUUGGAAACAAAACUGCUCAAUAAUAUUCUGCAGAAAUAUAAUAAUCUUUUUAAAGCAGACGAAAUAACAGCAGAUAGCAGCUUAAAUAUACAUUGGAGAUUUUGUGGGUUUUUGGAAGCGGAUCAAAAUUGAAGUGUACAUUUAAGAAUGCCAUUUAAUAAUAUCCCAUUAAGUUUAUACAUGACAAAUUUAUAUGUUAUAAAAUGAUGUGAAAAGCUUAUAUAAAAUACUCAUCCUCAGAAUUCUUUUUAAAAUAAGCUGGAAAGUAUAGAAUAAUGUAUUAUAGAUU
Molecule: messenger RNA, 2860 nt
Organism: Teleopsis dalmanni
Lineage: Eukaryota; Metazoa; Arthropoda; Insecta; Diptera; Diopsidae
Product: ecto-NOX disulfide-thiol exchanger 2
Exons: 7
Coding region: 202-2703 (833 amino acids)
Biological process (GO): ultradian rhythm
Cellular component (GO): external side of plasma membrane; plasma membrane
Molecular function (GO): RNA binding; protein-disulfide reductase activity
Source: RefSeq, a predicted model, not a curated record